Gymnodraco acuticeps is the source of this 2436-nucleotide messenger RNA. RefSeq names its product coiled-coil domain-containing protein 6-like. The transcript is spliced from 9 exons. NCBI's taxonomy places the organism in Eukaryota, Metazoa, Chordata, Actinopteri, Perciformes, Bathydraconidae. Bases 54 to 1427 code for a protein of 457 amino acids. The record is from RefSeq and is a predicted model, not a curated record.
UACCAUUCUGCUGUCUGCUGCUCGACGCUGCAGCUGCUCUCUGUCGCACAGCCAUGGCCGACAGCGCAAGCGAGAGCGACACCGACGGAGCGGGGAGCAGCUCGGCCACCCCGAUGUCCUCCUCCGCCUCCAAUUCGGGGAAACCGAGCAUAGUCAUUUCACAGUUUCGUCUGGAGGAGCUAACGAACCGCCUGGCCUCCUUACAACAGGAGAAUAAAGUUCUUAAAAUUGAGCUGGAGACGUUCAAACUCAAGUGCAAAGCCCUGCAGGAGGAGAAUCGGGACCUCCGCAAAGCUAGCGUCACUAUUCAAGCAAGAGCAGAGCAGGAGGAAGAAUUUAUCAGCAACACCUUGUUCAAGAAGAUCCAGGCCCUCCAGAAGGAGAAGGAGACCUUGGCCGUCAACUACGAAAAGGAGGAGGAAUUUCUUACCAACGAACUGUCAAGGAAACUCAUGAAUCUCCAGCAUGAGAAGGCAGAGUUGGAGCAGCACUUGGAGCAGGAGCAGGAGUUCCAGGUUAACAAGCUCAUGAAAAAGAUCAAAAAGAUGGAGAAUGAAACCAUCUCAAAGCAGCUAACCCUGGAACAGCUGAGGCGGGAGAUGAUCGACCUUGAGAACACAUUAGAGCAGGAACAAGAAGCCCUGGUAAACAGACUGUGGAAACGCAUGGACAAGCUGGAGGCUGAGAAAAGAAUCCUUCAGGAGAAGUUGGACCAGCCGGUUUCUGCUCCUCCCUCCCCAAGAGACGUUUCCAUGGAAAUAGACUCACCAGAGAACAUGAUGCGGCAUAUCCGUUUCCUGAAGAAUGAGGUGGAGAGGCUUAAGAAAAGCCUGCGCACCACCGAGCUGCAGCACACAGAGAAGCGUGCCCAGUACAUCGAGGAGGAGCGACACAUGAGGGAGGAGAACAUCCGGCUGCAGAGAAAGCUUCAGAGAGAAAUGGAGCGCCGGGAGGCUCUGUGCAGACAACUGUCGGAGAGUGAAUCCAGUCUGGAGAUGGACGAUGAGAGGUACUUCAAUGAGAUGUCUGCACAGGGCUUGCGAGCGAGGACCGUGUCCAGCCCCAUCCCCUACACCCCCUCCCCCAGCUCCAGCAGACCCAUAUCUCCUGGUCUGUCAUAUGGCAGCCACACUGUGGGCUUCACUCCUCCUGCCACACUGUCCCGAGCCGCCAUCUCCCACUACAACACCCCCGCCCUGCUCGUCCACGGGAGCUCCUCUCACGCCGUAGCGAGGCCCUCUCCAAGAAGAAGCAACAGCCCCGACAAAUUCAAACGUCCAACGCCCCCCCCCUCCCCCAAUACGCACUCGGGGGCCCAGCAGGCUCAGCCCCAGCUCCCGCCCCCGGCUCAGCCCAUGGUCCAGUCCAUGUCCUCCCCGGCAGCUAUGUCGCAGCACGCAGCACAGCAGCCUCCCUCCCAGCCUUAAUGCAACACACGGUUUCUUUCCACUGAAUGCCACGACGCUACCGCAAAAGCAGCUUCUAUCAUUACCAGCUCUGGAAGUCAAGUUUCUUACUCUCUACCAACUCCAUAAAAGAAGCCGCUUCAAAAGUUUUAGAGGGGAAACACGAUGGCGGCUCACGCUCGGUGAAGCUAGCCACCUGCCAAAUCCACACGUGGCGUCACUUAACUACUCUUAAAAAGGAAUGGAUGGACUGAAAAAUAAUCGCUUCUGGGAUUUGUAGGCCAAUUAUUUGUUCCACCUUAUGUCUUGUACAUGAUGUGUGUUUUUUUCAUUUGCUUGGGACUUUAGCUGGUUGGAAUUGAUGUUGUGGCGCUUCUAAGAUAGCACAAACAGCACAUAAAGUACGUUUCAUGGUUGUGUUUACCGAUAUGUUGGAUGUUUGGAUCAAUGGAUGUAUGGAAAGAGAAAUGGACAAACUGAUAGAUGGAUGUAGUCGAUUCUUUUCAUGCCUAUAAUAUGACACUUGAUUGCAGUUAUGUACUCCACUCCAGCUCACCCCAGCCCCUCUGUCUCUGCAGCAGUGUCCUCACCCCGGCCCCGAGCUGAACGGCUUUAAUUUGGUUUAACGGUGACAUAGAGGAAUGCUUGGAGUUUCUCCGUUAUUGGGCAUUGAUCAAACCAAUGUUGUUUUAGUUUCUGAAAGCAUUCAAAACUGCUGCUCUUCAGUUAAAAAAACAAAAAAAAAACAGCAAAAUGGACACUGGUACAUCAACCACAGAUAAAUGUCGCCUUCAAAGGUGUUUAAAAAUGUAGUCUGAGGUGUUACAACAUAGUCAUGUACUCGGUCUCUCUCUCUUUUUCUCUCUCUGGUGUGUUUCUGAAAGCUUCUAUCAUCCUUUUGGAUAUUCCUCAUUAGAAAAAGGAAAAAAAACAUAAUGCUCUUUACACUAAAUAUACUGCUACAACAUUCUAAAUGAAUGGUACUGUUGAACAACAUUUCUAUGUAUGAUUAAAGCUCUUGAGAUGAUGA